Molecule: messenger RNA, 2964 nt
Organism: Bemisia tabaci
Lineage: Eukaryota; Metazoa; Arthropoda; Insecta; Hemiptera; Aleyrodidae
Source: RefSeq, a predicted model, not a curated record
CUGUCAUUAGCAUGAUCGUGUUCGGUGUUAAUUAGUGGUAUCGGGAACGCUACUGCCUCGAAAUCGUCAACCACAGUGCCCGACCGACGACCGACUGCCAUCCCCGUGCCGACGUGUGUUUGUGCGCGCCAACUGCGAACCCGGACCUAGGGCAUGAGCCACCCCGAAACGGAUGUAGCCUAACCAGCCUUUUUUCCUUCGCGGGAUAGGUGAACCCUCGUCCCCCAUGCUUCCGCCAAUUUUGUGGAUUUCUAAGGGAUUUCUUCACAGGAAAUGUAGUGUGCCGUGUCGAUGGGAAUCUCGGAUGUGUUACAUUUCGCGCCACGUGGAGGAAAGUGCGUUCUGGCGUCGGAAUAAGAAAGAGGGUACCGGUUGCCCGUCGAGUCGCAGGUGUGUUUAGGAGAUGUCACAAAAGCUCGGCUUUUUUUCGAGAUAGCAAAAGGAUAAACGGUGCCGCUCCAAUGCGAAUAUUUUCAGGAUAUUGCUACGCAGCAAUAGUCAUCGCAAGUUUUCUAAUCGGCGAAGUUCUUGGCGAUAAAGAAGCAGUUCAGCUCAACGUGUGCACGAACUGCGCGCCCAAAUGUCUGACGGACAUCCGGCCCGGCUUCGAGACGAUCCCCCUCCCCGGCAACGGAACAGACGCAGGGAACGCAACGAUCGACUCGAGCCGAACGGUCGCGACGAACACGACGAACUGGUUCAACGGGACCGACAGCGGCUCCUUCAGCUCGCGCCGCUUCAUGCGCCUGAGCAGCUACAUGGACAUGACCAACAUUCGGCGAACCUUCAAACGGAUGCGGAGCAUCUACCUCAUCUACCAGCCGGAGCUCCGCAUGUUCUGGUGCCUCUUCACGUUCUUCCCCUUGGUGACGGCCUUCUCCGGUCGGACCGCCGACGCCGGGCCCAACACCGACCGCAGCGACAUGACCGACAUGACCGGCAUGACCGGCAUGCCUGAGACGACCUACCCGCCCGAAGUGACGUACGACCUGCUCGACCCGGACUGGCAGCCGGCGCCCACCUUCGGCCAGUUCGUCAACGCGCCCACCAAUCCAGGCCCGGACUUCAACGGAUCCAACUGGUUCCUCGCCCAAGACGCCAACUUGUCCGGCCUACAGACCGGUCUUUUUCGUCGCCAGCAGCGUGGGCUCCGCCGAAGUCGCCGGUCCCCUGGGCCCGGCAGGCCUCAUCGCCGGUCCUCUGUGCCCGGCAGGCCUCAUCGCCGCCAGAAGCGGACUGUGGACCAGAUCCAGAAGCUCUUCCAGAGGGUCAUGCGGCGACACCUCUUCCGGCUGGUCAGCGCGUACCUGUCCCUGCUCGGUUUCGAGAUCCCGGCGGAUAAGUUGGAGACGCGAACCCUGGUGGCGCUAUCUAUGUUCAUGGGUCUCUUCCAGGGCUUCGUGUCCGGUUUCCGGAAGCUCCUUUUCGCCACGCCGCUCACGUGUUUCGCGUCGUAUGGCGUUGUCAAGUUUAUCACCUGGGUUGAUAAUUUCAGUUUCUAGAUAGCGUUAUCUCGGUGAACCACUCGGAGAAAACUGUGCAAUGCGGAGAAGUCUUCACUCUGAUUGAAUUAAAAUUUUGAGAGAAAACGCCGUAUGAGUAUUUUAAUGUUGCCAAAUUUACCUGGAUAAAAUAUUGUUGUUGUUUUUUUUUAAAAAAAGAGUUAGCGGUGUAUUUCAUGAAUAUUUUCAGAAGUACUACUUGAAAAUGCUAACAAAAUUUUGUGAAAAUUUUGAAAAAGAAAAAAUACUUGAAUUUUUAAGAUUUUUAAUUUAGGGGAGAAAAGUUGAGGUCCGGAUGUUCAUACCGGGUUGUUUCUUAGAGGCCUUUUUCACACGAGCCCAGUUUGGAGGAAUUAGUUCCGCGAAUUGUGGGUUCCAGGAACAAGUUACAGGUGAAUUGCAUGUUCUUCGAACAAUUUCGCCUGAAAGUACUUGAACCGGGCUCGCGUGGACAAGGCAUGGAAUAAGAGUGUCGAAUCCCAGUGUUGGACUUUUAGCUCUGAAUUCCUUUUCAGUACGAGUGGAAUAGGUGUUACAACAAACGGAAUUGAAGGGAAUUUUUAAUUAAAGGAUGAAGUGACAAAUUUUCAAAAACUUAGACUUCGGUACUUUUGAAUGAGUUAAAAUAUAUUUUAAUUCUUUCAGCCAUAAUACAUUUCCAUUCCUUGAAGACAACGAGGAUUUUCGUUGCCUCGAUAAGAAUUUUGCAGAAAAUUUGCAUUGAAAGCUCUAAAACGGACAACAAAAGGACACAAAAAAAGGAAAAGUCUAUACAUGCAAAAGAUAUUAUAGUCCCAGCAAGUAGGUACACGACUACUUAGCUCUACUGCACUGACUGUACUUGACACACUGCUCAAAAAUAUCUUGCAUGCUGAUAUUAAAAUAUCUCCAGACCUUUAACUCUCUAGAAAGGAAUCACUAAAGGGGAGAAUGGUUUCAAAUACUUCUAAUGAGUACGAAGGUGGAAUUGUUCCUAACUUUGCCCCGCCGAUGAGUAAUCCUAAUCCUAUCCCGCAAAAAAUUGUUUUUGUCUGGAAACUUCCCUUAGCAAAAUAGUGUAAAUGUGAAUAAUGUGCAUCCGUAUUUCUUCCUGCUCUUUCUCAAUCUGAGCCUUGGGAAAAAUCAAAGUAAUUAUAAUCAAAAAAUUUAGCAUUUUUAGAAUAUAAUAUCUCAUUUGCAAUUUGAGGAUGCCAGAUUUAGGAUCCGAAUUUGUAGUCCAUUUUAGCUACCCUUCUAUGGAAGACAUGUGUAUUUAUUUAAAUCGAUUUUACCAGAAGCUAGUCUGUAAAUAAUUGUAGGUCUAUGCCGUGGUUUUGAACUUGUAUAGUCUGUUUCAGCUCCUCAUUUUCAAAAUGUACAUUUAUUUAAAUCGAUUUUACCGAGACUUUGUGUGUGAAUAAUUUUAGGAAUUUUAAUUGAGUGUACCGAUAUUUUUGAUAAUACAACUGUAUAUACCUACGUA